Messenger RNA from Acaromyces ingoldii, 2441 nucleotides. RefSeq lists its product as hypothetical. The record is from RefSeq and is a predicted model, not a curated record. The coding region runs from base 116 to 2116 and encodes 666 amino acids. The transcript is spliced from 3 exons. NCBI's taxonomy places the organism in Eukaryota, Fungi, Basidiomycota, Exobasidiomycetes, Exobasidiales, Cryptobasidiaceae. Gene Ontology annotation, molecular function: mRNA binding; protein binding.
CUGCUACUCUUCCACCCACUGCUUCUCUUUCCUCUUGUCCCUCCGUCUGUCUCUUUCUGUCCUUAGACUCGAUUCGACCAUUAGUAAAAGCUCCUGCUAAGGCCAAGACGCUAGGAUGUCGCUGCAGGAGAGCAAGGCCAGGACGGGCCAGCAGCUCGUGCUCAUCCUCUGCGAUGGCACCCGGGACCUGGACCAGGUCAGCCUCGACGAUGCUGCGGCGCAGCACGACCUCACGCCCAUCAGCCUCCUUCGGUCCGAUUUUGCAACGUGCCCCGUCACCUUUACGCGCGAGAACCUAGCGCCGCGCGACCCCGCCGCCACUGCUGCUAGUGUUCAUGCUGCUAUUGGUGGAGACGGCAGGGACACGGACAGCGAGACGAUUGCCUGCUUGCGCCUACAGGGAACGCGCUCGAAUGCGUACGGCCACUCGCUCGCGUCCAGCUCCAAGGUCGUCUCGCGCUGGCAUGCGAUGCUCGAGUGGAGUCCCAACGGCCGGCUCACCAUCAAGGAUCUCGGCUCGACUCACGGCACCUUUGUCGCUAGGUCCAGUGCGCAGCUCCACAGGUCUCCCCCCGUCAGCCGUCGCUGCAGGCCUGAAGAGCCCGUCGAGAUCCACGACGGCGACGUCAUUACCCUGGGCAAGGCUGUCUUGAAGAACGACAGCCUCCAUCGGCCUCUGAAGUGUCUGGUCAAAAUUCUCAACGAGAACGAGACAUGGACGCCGAGGAAGGAUGCCGGAGGAAACCAUAGAUACGCAUGUAUCAACGACGAUGCUGAGUCAGACGACGGCGACCACGACGAUAUCAUCGUUGAAGAUGUGCGCAGUCCGUCGAUGGAUGCCCACCAUCCGCAUUCAUCCCCGGUGCUUGCGCGAUUGCCGUCGAUCGAGGCCAUCGUCGCGCCGAGUAACAGCAACAGGACCGUCAUCCAAAUUUCUGAUGGCGAAGAUGAUGAUGACGACGAUGAUGAUUCCGAUUACGUGGAAGAGGACGGCGACACUCGACAAACCAUACAGGUCCGAGAUGUCUAUAUCAUGUGCGAAGACGACUCCAGCUCCGACGAUGAGAAUCGUGCCAGCCCGCAGCCAAUUGAGCUGUCUUCGUCCAUCUCAGUCCGCGAAUCGUACAGCGCGAGACCUGCUGAAGCCGUUGCCGUCAGCGCCACCGACGGCAUUGUGGUAGCCGACGGUGCCAUUGCUGCCGAGGAAGAGGCAUGCGUCGAAGAAGAAAACGUGGAGGAGGUGCAAGAGCACCAACGCUCCUUCCUCAGCUCCAUGCACCCAUCUGAGGAAGCCGGCGAAGAGGACGAGGACGACGACAUGUACGACGAAGACGCCAACGACUUCGAUGAUCAUGACGAUAUGCUCGACGAAGAUGACAAUGACCCUCACGAAGACGCCCACGAAGAUGGUCUCACCGCUUUUGAAACGAGCAAAGAAGGAGCUUCUCUUUUCGACUUCCUCGACGAGGCAGAUGAGAUGUUGAGGCAGGAACGUCCCAACUCCUGCGAUGGCGUCUCAUCGUCCUCGUCCUCGUCUUCGUCGCGUGACUCUUCUUGUGUCCCUCACGAAGAAGAGGCCAAGAUGCUUGAGUCGGCAUUCACGACGCCUGCAAAGUCGCCAAUGAAGAAGGCGGUGGGUGCAGGGAAGAGCCUCGCCGUGGAUCGCGACGGUACGGUCGACAACCUUAAAUGUCUAGACGAUCGACUGGUUGGCUCUUCCACCGCGAUCAAGUUCGAUCUGCACCACUCAAGGGACUAUAGUAACAUACAAGAUGUCAAUGAAGCACGCUCGGACGCUCCGGCAGCGCCUGCGUCAUCCACGUCAUCCACGUCAGCUUCACCCAGCACUAGCAGCCGCCGCAAGCGGACCAUUGACGAGGUGGACGAUGACACUGAUACAGGUGCAUGUGCCUGCAUGCAGAACGCGACAGAGCUGGCCGGGUCGUCCAGCGGCUCUGGGACAGCUCUUUCCAGCAAGGCGAAGGAGCCGCCGCUGUCUCCUCGUCCGGCCAAGAGGGGCAACACGAUCGCUUUUGGCGCCCUCUGCGCGGCCUUUGGUGUCGUCACCGGUGCAGUCGGCACGAUCGUUGGCCUGAGCCAGUUUGCUCUCGAUUAAGUCUUGUCUCGAUCCCACAGCUUCUCUUUGUAUCAAACCUUAUCGGCGUCUUUCUGUCUCUGUGUACGCCCGUGGCUCGAUUUUCUCUUUCUAUGACCCUACAAGCACUCCUUCUGCGCCUCCUUCUCCACCCCAUGCCAUACACACGUAUAUUGUCACACCUACACCCACGGCCAAGGAUCAAGAAGCGGCCACAGUGCCCUUCCCCUCUCUUCUGCGCUCAGCCCUCCUUUCCCCUUUUGACAAUUCAAGACACACACAAAUGCACCCUUGUCUCGUCUCUUGAUCUCUUCAAAAUACAAUUCAACGAUGAGUGUCAGUCUGU